AGCGAGAGCAUCAUCUUCCCUCUCUGCCUUUUGCCCACACAUCCAUAUACAUACCGGUCUCACCUCUUCUCCAGAGAACUGGGGAGGUGACACAACAAGAGUCCGAUUUCUUUUAUUGCUUGCUUUCCUCCCUCCCCUCCCCUCCCACACACCCAUUUAAGGAUCCAAUAUUAUCGUGACCCCCCUCUUUUUUUGGCGAGGAAGGAGGAGAGAGAGAGAGAGAGGGAUUUCUGCAGCAAGCGGUGGCUGCUGCUUGAAAUGUGGCGUGCCCAGAAAACCUCAGCAGCCCUCCUGCCGGCUCGGACGCCAGGUAAUAUUGAUCCUGCUUAGCUCCCCUGCCCAGGGCUUCAAAAACAACCACCCUCCAGAAAAGCAAAGGAGGAGGGCAGGGCGGGGAAGAGAAUGGUCCAUCCCCAAACCGCAGGCGAUGGGAAGGCGCGGAGAUGCCGGUAGGCGCGCGGAAGACAACCAGCCCAACUGAGUGUGAUCCGCGACUGCUUGGCGUCAGGGAGCCACCGUCCCAGCCAAAGGGAGUCCGUGGCGGCGGCGGCUGGGAAAUCCCGCCUGGCAAGUUUUCUUGACGGCUGAGCGGAGGCGGGGAGCUGUCCAGCGUUUCAGCACCUUCCAGCCGCGGACCGGAGAAGGCGCCUCGGCGAGGGGACCUUCCCACCACCAAGGAAGGAAAUUAUUCUGGCUCCCGGGCGCUGCCUGUCCCUCAUGGGCAGCCGGGAGGACGGGCAUUCGGCGAGGGGGGCGAAGAUGUCGCUGCGCCCCAGGAGGCUGUUGCAGUUGUGGGGUUGGCGGCCAGUAAACGGGAUGGUGCUGCAAGGCUGAAAGAGAAGUGAGACGCAAGAAGGCAGCCAGGUGGGCGCCACCAGGCUGGGCAAUUCCCCCCUCCCUCCACACACAUACACACACACACACGGAUUUUACGCACACUGAGCCUCAGCCAGGGAAAGUUUGCCUGCCGGGCGCUCCUCGCCUUGAUCGCAAGCCCUUCGCCUUCCGAACUCGACGGUGUCCCUCGGCCUCUGCUGCUGCUCAGAGGGAGCCUGGCUCGGCUCGGGACGCCCUCUCACUCAGGUGGAUGCGAUUUCUUCAGUCUUGGCAGCGCCUAGUAGCCUGGACCCUCCUUCCCCUUGGGGCCUCAGGCAUUGCCCAUUAGCCUGGAGGAGGAAGAGAAGCUGAAGCCCCCUGCCUCUCCCGGAGGCCAGGACAAGGGGUUCCAGCACCAGCCAUGGGCAGCAGUGAAAUGAGGGGCUUCUUCCUUUGGAAAUUUAGCCUGGUCUUCCCUCUGCUGACAGCGUGUCCGGCGGGCUGCAGCCACGUCUCCAGCAAUCAAGUUGUAUUGCUUGAUACAACCUCUGCAAUUGGAGAGCUAGGAUGGAAAACCUAUCCUCUAAAUGGGUGGGAUGCUAUAACAGAAAUGGAUGAAUAUAAUCGCCCCAUCCACACUUACCAGGUAUGUAAUGUUAUGGAACCCAACCAGAACAACUGGCUUCGUACAAAUUGGAUCUCCCGUGAUGCAGCUCAGAAAAUUUAUGUGGAAAUGAAGUUUACACUGAGGGACUGCAACAGCAUUCCAUGGGUACUGGGAACAUGCAAGGAAACAUUUAACCUCUACUACCUGGAAUCAGACGAAUCCCAUGGAAUUAAAUUCAAGCCAAACCAGUACAGUAAAAUUGAUACUAUUGCAGCUGAUGAGAGUUUUACUCAGAUGGAUUUGGGUGAUCGCAUCCUUAAACUGAACACAGAAGUUCGUGAGGUGGGACCAAUAAACAGGAAAGGAUUUUUUCUUGCUUUUCAAGACAUUGGUGCGUGCAUUGCUUUGGUCUCUGUCCGUGUUUACUACAAAAAGUGUCCUUUCACUGUUCGGAAUUUGGCUAUGUUUCCUGACACUAUUCCAAGGGUUGAUUCUUCAUCUUUAGUGGAAGUACGAGGUUCCUGUGUGAAGAGUGCUGAGGAGCGGGACACUCCAAAAUUAUAUUGUGGAGCAGAUGGGGAUUGGCUUGUGCCUCUAGGACGAUGCAUCUGCAGUGUUGGGUAUGAAGAAGUGGAUGGUUCCUGUCACGCUUGUAGGUCAGGAUUCUACAAAGCAUUUGCUGGAAAUAUAAAGUGUUCAAAAUGCCCUCCACACAGCCAAACCUUUGUGGAAGCAACAUCUGUGUGUCAGUGUGAAAAGGGUUACUUUCGAGCUGAGAAGGAUCCAGCAACUAUGGCAUGUACCCGGCCUCCUUCUGCUCCACGGAACGUAAUUUUUAACAUAAAUGAAACAGCUCUCAUGUUGGAAUGGAGCCCACCAAGUGACACAGGAGGAAGAAAAGACCUCACAUAUAGUGUCAUUUGCAAGAAAUGUGGAUCUGAUGCCAGCCAGUGUGAGAUAUGUGGAGGAGGCAUCCGAUUCAUUCCAAGACAUACUGGGCUAAUCAAUUCCUCAGUAACUGUGCUUGAUUUUGUGUCUCAUGUGAACUACACUUUUGAAAUAGAAGCCAUGAAUGGAGUCUCUGAAUUAAGUUUUUCACCCAAGCAGUUCACAGCUAUCACAAUCACUACAGAUCAAGAUGCACCCUCCUUGAUAGGUAUGGUCAGGAAGGACUGGGCUUCCCAAAACAGCAUUGCCCUCUCAUGGCAAGACCCUGAUUUUCCUAAUGGAGCCAUUCUGGACUACGAGAUCAAGUACUAUGAGAAAGUCUACCCACGGAUAGCGCCUGCCUUUUGGCACUACCUGCGGGUAGAAGAGCAGGAGCAGCUCAGCUACUCCUCCACAAGGUCAAAGGCUCCAAGUGUUAUCGUCACAGGCCUCAAACCGGCCACCAAGUACAUAUUUCAUAUCAGAGCCAGGACUGCAACAGGAUACAGCGGCUAUAGCCAGAAGUUUGAAUUUGAAACUGGAGACGAAACUUCAGAUAUGGCAGCAGAACAGGGGCAGAUUCUUGUCAUUGCCACAGCGGCUGUUGGAGGAUUCACGCUCCUAGUCAUCCUCACUCUGUUCUUCCUCAUUACUGGAAGGUGCCAGUGGUAUAUAAAGGCAAAAAUGAAGUCUGAAGAAAAACGAAGAGCUCAUUUGCAAAAUGGACAUUUGCGAUUCCCAGGAACUAAAACAUACAUUGAUCCAGACACCUAUGAAGACCCAUCACUUGCUGUUCAUGAGUUUGCUAAGGAGAUAGAUCCAUCACGAAUUCGUAUUGAGAGAGUAAUUGGGGCAGGUGAAUUUGGAGAAGUAUGCAGUGGUCGCCUGAAAACGCCUGGGAAAAGGGAGAUUCCAGUGGCCAUUAAAACUUUGAAAGGUGGAUAUGUGGACAGACAGAGAAGAGAUUUUCUACGAGAAGCUAGUAUAAUGGGGCAGUUUGACCACCCAAAUAUUAUCCGCCUUGAAGGAGUUGUUACAAAAAGAUCCUUCCCGACCAUUGGGGUGCAGUCUCUUUGCCCAAGAUUCCUGAGGGAAGGAUUUUUAAAUAACAUUCCAGCCCCACAUCCUCUGUCAGGGGGAGGAUCUUUGCCCCCCAGGAUUUCUUCUGGCAGACCAGUAAUGAUUGUGGUUGAAUACAUGGAGAAUGGAUCCCUUGACUCCUUUCUACGGAAGCAUGAUGGCCACUUCACAGUUAUCCAGCUAGUUGGCAUGCUACGUGGAAUUGCUUCUGGCAUGAAAUACCUCUCAGAUAUGGGCUACGUACAUAGAGACUUGGCAGCUCGGAAUAUUUUGGUCAACAGUAAUCUCAUGUGUAAAGUCUCUGAUUUUGGAUUAUCGCGGGUAUUAGAGGAUGACCCUGAAGCAGCUUAUACAACAAGUGGUGGAAAAAUUCCCAUAAGAUGGACAGCCCCUGAAGCAAUAGCCUACAGGAAGUUCUCUUCCGCAAGUGACACAUGGAGUUAUGGGAUUGUCAUGUGGGAAGUAAUGUCAUAUGGAGAGAGGCCAUAUUGGGAGAUGUCUAACCAGGAUGUCAUCCUAUCCAUAGAAGAAGGCUACAGGCUUCCAGCUCCCAUGGGCUGCCCAGCUUCUCUCCACCAACUAAUGCUUCAUUGCUGGCAAAAGGAGAGAAACCACCGGCCAAAGUUCACCGACAUUGUCAGCUUCCUAGACAAAUUGAUACGCAACCCCAGCUCUCUUCAUACCCUAGUGGAGGAUGUACUUGUAAUGCCAGAUUCACCUGGUGAAGUUCCCGAAUACCCUUUCUUUGUAUCAGUCAGUGAUUGGCUGGACUCAAUAAAAAUGGGCCAAUACAAAAAUAACUUCAUGGCAGCAGGGUAUACAACUAUGGAUCUUGUUUCAAGAAUGAGCAUUGAUGAAAUUAGAAGAAUUGGUGUUGUACUUAUUGGACACCAGAGACGAAUAGUGAGCAGUUUACAGACUUUGCGAUUACACAUGAUGCACAUACAGGAGAAAGGAUUUCAUGUAUGAAAGUUCUAGAAGCAACUGUGUUUUGUGCCUCAGCAUUUCUAAAAUGGAAGAUACUCUCAAUCCUUCUUUCUGCUCUUCCCAGCUUCAAGAACUGAAACUUCCUAUUCAUACUAUAAACACAUAAUGUUUAUGUUAAUACUUCCAACUUGAAAUUUUUAAUCACAUUGCAUAGUUCCUCCCUCAAUAAACUGCCAAUAACAUCCUGGCCCACUGCAAGACUGUUGCUGCUCAACGGUGAAUAGCUCAGCAUGGAUGUAUAACUUUGUAUAACAGUAAAGUAUUUGGAAAAUUUUCAUUGACUUCUGUGAAAGUUAAAGCCUUCUAGGCUUGGAGUGGCUACCUUCUUGAUGUGUUAGAGUUUGAUGAUAGGUUUUUUUUUCUAAAAAAAAGUAAUUGACAUUUCUUUUCAUGUUUUGUGACCAUUAGCUUCCAAUAUACAAUGUGCAAUCGAGAAAAAAGAGUUUGACAUAAAUAUUUAUUUUAUGAUAAUGGGAAAUCCCA
Podarcis raffonei (Aeolian wall lizard) is the source of this 4900-nucleotide messenger RNA. RefSeq names its product EPH receptor A6 (gene EPHA6). Gene Ontology annotation, biological process: protein phosphorylation; axon guidance; cell surface receptor protein tyrosine kinase signaling pathway. Gene Ontology annotation, cellular component: neuron projection; plasma membrane. NCBI's taxonomy places the organism in Eukaryota, Metazoa, Chordata, Lepidosauria, Squamata, Lacertidae. The transcript is spliced from 19 exons. Gene Ontology annotation, molecular function: transmembrane-ephrin receptor activity; protein binding; ATP binding. The record is from RefSeq and is a predicted model, not a curated record. Bases 1238 to 4399 code for a protein of 1053 amino acids.